GAUGUCUCGAAUAAGGGUGGCACUGACCCAUGCCGCCAAAUAAUCCGCUGAACCCAUCUGGAUCUUCCUCGAGCAGUACCGCAGUGGCAUGCAGCACUCGCAAGCGUUGCCUAGCCCGGCCCAGUGUACCCUUUGUUCCCGUUUCAACGGCAAGCUAACGCAAAGCGAUCGAGCGAUCCGAUCGUCCUCGCGAUUCCGUGUCUACCUUCUUCGUCUCUCCGUUUGUGUUUGUGUCGGUGGUUCCCAUGGGAUCGAAGUGGGCUCUGAUCCGGCCCUUCUUCCUCAUCCUCCUCUUCCACUCCGUGGCCAUCUAUCUCUUCACCCGCGGCUUCCUCCUCACCCGCACCGAGCUCUCCGCGUACAGCCGCUGCUCCGACCUCUCCCACUCCCCUUGCUCUGCACUUCACAACUCCUCCUCCCACGACGACCGCCGCUGCUGGACGAAGCCCGCCGUCGAUCGCCUCGUCAUCAUCAUCCUCGACGCCCUCAGGUUUGAUUUUCUUGCGCCCAGUUCAUUCUUUGCAGAGGCAAAGCCGUGGAUGGACAAGUUACGGGUGCUGCAGAAGCUUGCCUCUGGAGAAGGAUCAUCUGCUAGGAUUUUUAAGGCCAUCGCAGACCCACCAACAACUAGCCUGCAGCGGUUGAAGGGUCUAACAACGGGUGGACUUCCUACAUUUAUUGAUGUUGGUAAUAGUUUUGGAGCUCCAGCAAUUGUUGAAGAUAAUUUAAUAUGUCAGUUGAAUAAAAAUGGAAAGAGAGUGCUGAUGAUGGGGGACGAUACGUGGUUGCAAUUAUUUCCUGGUCAAUUUAACAAGUCAUAUCCUUACCCUUCUUUUGAUGUUAAAGAUCUUGAUACAGUAGAUAAUGGUGUCAUGGAACAUUUGCUGCCAUCACUAUAUAAAGAUGACUGGGAUGUUCUUAUUGCACAUUUUCUUGGUGUGGAUCAUGCAGGGCACAUAUUUGGUGUUGAUUCUACUCCAAUGAUACAAAAGUUGGAACAAUAUAAUAGUAUCUUGGAGAAAGUUGUUGAUGUGCUGAAGAGCCAGUCUGGACCUGGUGGUCCUCAUGAGAACACUUUUCUUGUUGUGAUGGGGGAUCAUGGCCAAACCUUAAAUGGUGAUCAUGGUGGAGGCACUCCUGAGGAGGUCGAAACAUCGCUAUUUGCGAUGAGUUUGAGAAGCCCUCCAGCUUCUAUUUUGUCCAUUCUUGAUUUGAAUUCCUGCAAACUUGAUUUGGAUGGAGAAAAGAUAUGCAUUGGCACCAUCCAACAGCUUGAUUUUGCAGCAACCAUGGCAGCACUUCUUGGUAUUCCUACUCCUUUUGGAAGCAUCGGGCAUGUAAAUCCUGAAUUAUAUGCUUUAAGUGCUUCUACAUGGGAUGGGCAAAAGAUGGGUACUAAUAAUUGCAAAUCUUGGUCAAAUUUGGAAGCUUGGAUGCAAAAUUAUGCCAACACUCUCUGCAUAAAUUGCUGGCAGGUAAUGUUUAUGCCCACUUGUUUAUGCUAGGAUAACAUCAUUCUC
Phoenix dactylifera (date palm) is the source of this 1520-nucleotide messenger RNA. Lineage: Eukaryota; Viridiplantae; Streptophyta; Magnoliopsida; Arecales; Arecaceae. The record is from RefSeq and is a predicted model, not a curated record.